UAGAGAUUUCAUAGGGACGUACCAAUGCAUUGAGCGAAAAAGCUGAAUUAAACAACAGCUAACGUUAAUUAAUUCACUCAAGUCCUACAUUGCAAUCGGUUACAAGCGAAAGCUUGAAGUAAAACCCAUCAAAAAAGUAGGCUACAUUAGUUAACUUCCUAUAUGUUACCUGUCGAGGACCUUUGCUUAGAAACAUUUGUUAGCUCAUGGCUACUGUACAGCAUAUAGAUAGACAUAGACAUAAUAGAUCGCUGAUUAAAAGCUGCCAAUUGCAAACCAUUUAUAAAAUGUUUUAUAUAAAUGAACGAACAAUUCAUUAUCUAAAUUAUUCGAGAGAUUCAAUAAAGUACCACUAAAUGUAUAGAUAUGAUCGCCACUUGGGCAAGAUAAGGUCCAGCAGGGAAGCCAAACAAUAUCCAAUUUAUUAAAAUGUCUACAUCUCUUUGCAGCAAGAAGACUAUUCAAACAGUUUAAGGCCUUCUUCAGAUUAAUAUGAGGUAUGAAUCAAAAGAAUAACUAGUAAAAAAGUUCAACAAUUUUUCCUUCGUUUUUCCCCAAAACAGUGGGUGGACUGUAAAUGGGGAGUGGUCAACACGUCGAUUGCCUUUAUGACGUACUAUUGUCAUGGCAACAAGGAUGGUAUUUAAGGAGGCGACCAAGCGCUCGCACAUCAUUUACGCUGUUGAUACUGUGAAAGUGAGCCACAAUACCAUUUUAUAGUGAAAUACAGAUCAUUUUGCUUCUGCACACCACUAGAUUAGUGGCGCUACCAGCAUUACAAGUCACUGGGGCUCCCGACAACCUUGUCAAUGGAGACCCACAAUGGAGAUGCCUCUGAGGCUGAAAGACCUCAGCGGAAGUCUCGGAUGUGUGUAAUGAGGGAGCGUCUCGAGAAGCAGCAGAAGGAGGACGAGGAAGAGUGGAGGACAAAGCUUGAGAGAGUUGAGCUUCGGGCAUCUGCCCUGGAGAAGGACCUGGAGAGGGAAAAGAUUCGGGUUUCUGUUCUGAGCGGACAGCUAGAAAAGACCAAGGCCCUUCAUAGGAACAGCUUGGUUGCUGCAGCACAGCAGCAGAGGGAGAUUCUAAACUGGCAGAAAAAAGUGAAGGUGUUGGAGGUCCAAGCAUCUAGGCUGAAGAGCGACUUGGCAGAAAAAUGCCACCUGCUGAGAGAAGAGCAGUCCCCGGCCUCCCAGAUUAACUGUUCUAUCAAAGAGAUGGAGUCGAGGCCUAGCAAAGAGGACGCUGAGUCCAGAGAUCUUCAUGACAAUGCCAAGAACAGAGUGGACCAUGAUGAAUGCAGGGCCACUCAGUUAGCCAGUGCUCUGGAAAGGAUGAAGAAUGCCCAUGACCAGACAAUAAGUCAUUUGGUAAAAACCAUACUGCAGAAGAUGGAGCUGGAAAACCACCUGGCCGGGACAAAGCUCGAUUUGGAGUCCGUUAGGACAGACUGCAACCAGCUGCGACAGGAGAACCAAGCCAAUGUGUCCAAAAUGGAGGAGUGGCAGGCAAAGGCUGCCUUGGAUAAGGAGAUGUUGGAGACCUCCUGCGACCAGCUCAAGAAUCAGCUGGCAGAAGCCGAAGAGAGAAGGCUGGCUGAGAAAAUUGCCUUGGCCAAAAACCUUUCUGAAGUGGAGGAGAAUCUCUGUCAAACUGUUGCAGCCCAGCGUCAGGCUGAGGACGAGCGGGAACAGGCCAGAGCCAGCCUCCUGGAGCUGGAGAGGCUGAGCAGAGAGGCUGAGCAGAGGUGGCAGAAAACAGAGGAGUUGUUGACAAAGACGACUUUGUUUGACCAGCUCACGGCUAAACUGGAAGGAAAGAUGGCUGCCUUGGGGAAAGAGAUGUUGGCCGAGAAGACCUCCUGCAACCAGCUCAAGAAUGAGCUGGCAGAAGCCGAAGAGAGAAGGCUGGCUGAGAAAAUUGCCUGGGACAAAAGCAACACUGAGCUGGCCAAAAACCUUACUGAAGUGGAGGAGAAGCUCUGUCAAACUGUUGCAGCCCAGCGUCAGGCUGAGGGCGAGCGGGAACAGGCCAGAGCCAGCCUCCUGGAGCUGGAAAGGCUGAGCAGAGAGGCUGAGCAGAGGUGGCAGAAAACAGAGGAGUUGGUGACAAAGACGACUUUGUUUGACCAGCUCACAGCUAAACUGGAAGAAAAGAUGGCUGCCUUGGGGAAAGAGAUGAUGGCCGAGAAGACCUCCUGCAACCAGCUCAAGAAUGAGCUGGCAGAAGCCGAAGAGAGAAGGCUGGCUGAGAAAAUUGCCUGGGAAAAAGGCAACACUGAGCUGGCCAAAAACUUUUCUGAAGUGGAGGAAAAGCUCCGUCAGACUUUUGCAGCCCAGGGUCAGGCUGAGGACGAGCGGGGACAGGCCAGAGCCAGCCUCCUGGAGCUGGAGAGGCUGGGCAGUGAGGCUGAGCAGAGGUGGCAGGUCCUACUGAGGGAAAAGGGGCAGGAGAUGGAUGUCCUGGCGAAGGCUAAAACCAAAGCUCGAAAAGAGUUGUCUCAGAUUAAGAUUGAGAUGAUUGACAGUGGCAGGGGAUUUUUCAGCCAAAAAAAGAAAAAGAUGAAAGAGAACAAGCUUAGGAUCAGCAACCUGGAAUUCUUUCUUUCUUUUUUCUAAACAAGAUCCUCCUUGCUUAUUUUCCCACAGGAAAAGGUGUCUGCUAUGAGACUUUGGUAAUUACUAACAUUAAUAAAUUACAUAAACUUGA
Esox lucius (northern pike) is the source of this 2706-nucleotide messenger RNA. RefSeq names its product calponin homology domain-containing protein DDB_G0272472-like. The record is from RefSeq and is a predicted model, not a curated record. NCBI's taxonomy places the organism in Eukaryota, Metazoa, Chordata, Actinopteri, Esociformes, Esocidae. Bases 810 to 2615 code for a protein of 601 amino acids. The transcript has 4 exons.